Messenger RNA from Archocentrus centrarchus (flier cichlid), 3528 nucleotides. Its product is annotated as GTPase IMAP family member 8-like. NCBI's taxonomy places the organism in Eukaryota, Metazoa, Chordata, Actinopteri, Cichliformes, Cichlidae. The transcript has 3 exons. Bases 134 to 3007 code for a protein of 957 amino acids. Gene Ontology annotation, molecular function: GTP binding. The record is from RefSeq and is a predicted model, not a curated record.
UGCAGGGAGAAAUAAUGAAGCUGUUCCCAGUGCAGGGACACAGACGUUGGGUUAAGGAUUGUCCUGAAAAGCAGGAACCUGAGGCCGACUGACUGAGGGUGGAGGGCGGACCUGGGUGCAGACUGCAGUCCUGAUGAGCGAUAAAAGGAGACGGUUUCAGCAGCCGGACAUCAGCAGUGACUCAGUCACAGACAUGGCAGCUCUGAGGAUAUCAGACAAACCGCCUCUGCUUGUCCAAGAGAAACCAGAGGAACGAUACAAAGCACAGAAAAAAGAGGAGGCGGACCUCAGGAUUGUUCUUCUUGGGAAAACUGGAGCUGGAAAGAGCGCAGCAGGAAAUACCAUCUUAGGGAAAGAAGUAUUUUACUCUUGUGUGCUUCCUUCCUCAGUAACAUCAGAGUGCAGUGUGAAAACGGGUCAGUUUGAAGGAAAAAUCCUCGCUGUAGUUGAUACUCCGGGUCUGUUUGACACCAAGAAAAAUGAAGAGGCGAAGACAGAUAUCACCAGGUGCAUCUCCUUCGCUGAUCCUGGUCCUCAUGUGUUCCUGAUUGUGAUCAAGGUGGACAGAUUCACAAAUGAAGAACAAGAAACAGUGAAGGCCAUUCAGGAGAUGUUUGGGAAAAAGUCAGCUCAGUACACCAUGGCCUUGUUCACCCGUGGAGACGAUCUGGAGAAACAUGGAGUCCAGAUAGAAAAAUUCAUUCAUGAGAAUCCAGCUCUCUGUGACGUAAUCAGUCACUGCGAUGGAGGAUAUCAUGUUUUUAACAACCGAGAUGAGAACCCCGCUCAGGUCAGAGAGCUCCUGAAGAAGAUCAACACAAUGGUUCAGAAAAACAGAGGGAGCUACUACACCUACGAGAUGUUGCAGGAGGCUGAGGAAGCCAUGAGGAAAGCUGAAGAAGACCUCAGGAUUGUAAUUGUUGGAAAAACUGGAGCUGGGAAGAGUUCAUCAGGAAACACCAUCUUAGGGAGGAAAAAUUUCAAAUUAACACAAACGUCAGAGUGUCAGAAGGAAACGGCUCAGUUUGACGGUCAGACGCUGGCUGUAGUCGACACUCCGGGGCUGUUUCACACCAGGCUCACCGAAGGGAAGGUGAAGACAGAGAUCGCUAGAUGCAUUUCCUUUGCUGCUCCUGGUCCUCACGUGCUCCUGGUUGUGAUCCAAGCUGGAAAUUUCACAGAAAAAGAACAAAAAACAGUGAAAAUCAUUCAGGACAUGUUUGGGGAAAAAGCAGCACAUUACACCAUGGCCUUGAUCACCCACGGAGAUGAUCUGAAUGAGGAGGAAGCCAAAGAAGCAUUGAUUAGUAACGAUCCAGCGCUACGUGACUUCAUCCAUCAGUGUGGUGGGGGGUACCAUGUUUUUAACAACAAGACGAAGGACCCCUCUCAGGUCAGAGAGCUGCUGAGGAAGAUCAACACCAUGGUUCAGAGAAAUGUAGGAAGAUACUUCACCUAUGAAAUGUUCAGGGAGGCUGAGAGAGACAUAGGAGAAGGAGAAGGAGACCUCAGGAUAGUUCUCCUUGGGAAAACUGGAGAUGGGAACAGUGCAGCAGGAAGUACACCCUUAGAGGGGAAAGUAUCGAAAUCUGCAUCGUUUGCUUCUUCGCUGAUAUCAGAGGCUCAGAAAGUAACAGCUCAGUCUGAUUUUCAAACACUGGCUGUGGUUGUUACUCCAGGUCUGUCUGACAUCUUUAAAACUCACGAGGAGAUGAAGAGAGAGCUCGAGAAGUGCAUCUCCUUUGCUGCUAAUGGUACUUAUGUGCUACUGGUUGUGAUCCAGGCUGGCAUAUUCACAAGAGAGGAGCAAAAAACUGUGAAAGCCAUACAGAAGAUGUUUGGAAGAAGGUCAGCAUAUUUCACUAUAGCCUUGUUCACCUGGAUGGAUGAUCUGCAGGCAGCCGGAGUCACUGUGGACAAACUGAUCAGGGAGAACUCGGUGCUGCGUGAAUUCAUCAGUCAGUGUGGAGGAGGAUAUCAUGUUUUUAAUAACCGAGACAGGGAUCCCCUUCAGGUCAGAGAGCUCCUGAAGAAGAUCAACAUAAUGGCUCACAAAAACAGAGGAAGAUACUUCACCUAUGAGAUGUUCAGACAGGCCGAGAGGGCCGUGAGAGAAGAGGAGCCUGCCAUCAGGAUUGUUACUGGUGAAAGAAACAGAGCUGGGAAGAGUGCCGCAGGAAACACCAUGUUAAAGGGAAAAGUUUUUAAAUCAGCAUCACCUUCACCUUCACCAGAGAAGGAAAAGCCUCCGUUUGAGUUCCAAAGAUUGGCUGUGGUUGAUACUCAGGAUCUGUUUGAAGAUGAGGUGAAGACAGAGAUGUAUAAGUGCAUCUCCUUCGCUGCUCCUGGACCUCACGUGUUCCUGAUGGUGAUCAAGACGGGCAGAUUCACGAGAAAAGAAAAACUAACGGUGAAAGUCUUUCGGAAGAUGUUUGGAGAGCAGGUGUCACGUUACAUGAUGGUCCUGUUCACCUGCGGAGAUGAUCACAAGCCAAAUGGAGUCACGGUAGAAAAAUUUAUUCAUGAUAAUCGAGUUCUCCGUGACUUCAUCUAUCAGUGCGAAGGAAGAUAUCACGUUUAUAACAUCAAAGACGAGCAUCCCUCUCAGGUCAGAGAGCUGCUGGAGAAGAUCAACGCAGUGGUUGAGAGAAAUGAAGACAGCUACUACACCAAUGACAUGUUUGCAAAGGCAGAGAGAGACAUCCAGAGGGAGAUGGAGGAGCUUAAGGAGAAAAGGCCGGAGCUGACGGACAGAGAAGUACGACACACUGCUGAAAGAAGCGAGUUUACUCAGCAAAGCUGGGUGACUACUGGUGCUGGGGUUGCUACUGGACUUGCUGCUGGAGUUGGCACUGGGAUUGGCAUUGAAGUGGCUGUUGGAGCUGGGGUUGGAGCUGUCGGCGGUCCAGUGGGAGCAUUAACAGGAGCUGCAGUGGGAGCUGGAGUGGGUCUCGCUUUGGGAGCUUUAGCUUUAAAGCAUCAAAUGAGGGACUGUGUUACACAGUGAUAAAGGUGCAGCUCAUUGAAGUCACAUGAACAUGAAGACACAGUAACAGUGUGUGUACUGAGUGUGCUGUAGACAAAGACGGAUCACUGCAUACGGGACACACUUUGUUUUCAUGAUGAUGUGCUCAUUAUUUUUUUAUUUAUUUUCAUAUGUUUUGUUUGAGUGUGCAAUCUGUUGAUUAAAUUAUUAGAUUAGAUUCAACAUUAUUAUCAUUGUACACAAUGAACACAGUGAGUGUUCGUGAGGUGUCUGCGGUCAUGCAGCCGUUAUACAGGUGCUACACAGAAACAACUCUACAAUGUUACUACACUUCAGUCUAAAUCUGUCAGAUUGGGUCAAAUGUGUUUUGAAGCCUGCAGACUCACUGAAUGGGAUUCAUCUGUGAGUCUGCAGGCAGGUGACUGAGGAAGGCUUGAACCAUCGGAGGAGGAGCGCUGAUGAAGAAAAGUGAGCUGAACCAGUUUGUAGAGAAGAACAUUCACUGAGCUGUUUGUUGCAGAUCAAAGUGUGACAUCAUGUUU